Messenger RNA from Tupaia belangeri chinensis (Chinese tree shrew), 1686 nucleotides. RefSeq names its product cyclin dependent kinase inhibitor 1B (gene CDKN1B). Gene Ontology annotation, cellular component: cytoplasm; nucleus. Gene Ontology annotation, molecular function: protein-folding chaperone binding; cyclin-dependent protein serine/threonine kinase inhibitor activity. The transcript has 3 exons. Lineage: Eukaryota; Metazoa; Chordata; Mammalia; Scandentia; Tupaiidae. The record is from RefSeq and is a predicted model, not a curated record. Gene Ontology annotation, biological process: negative regulation of cell population proliferation; G1/S transition of mitotic cell cycle; negative regulation of cyclin-dependent protein serine/threonine kinase activity. Bases 16 to 573 code for a protein of 185 amino acids.
CCGAGCCUGGAGCCGAUGGACGCCAGACAGGCAGAGCACCCCAAGCCCUCCGCCUGCAGAAACCUCUUCGGCCCGGUGAACCACGAAGAGUUAACCCGGGACUUGGAGAAGCACUGCAGAGACAUGGAAGAAGCCAGCCAGCGCAAGUGGAAUUUCGAUUUCCAGAAUCACAAGCCCCUGGAGGGCAAAUACGAGUGGCAGGGGGGGGAGAAGGGCAGCCUGCCCGAGUUUUACUGCAGACCCCCGCGGCCCCCCAAAGGCGCCUGCAAGGUGCCGGCGCAGGAGAGCCAGGAUGUCAGCGGGGGCCGCCAGGCGGUGCCUUUAAUCGGGGCUCAGGCAAACUCAGAGGACACGCACUUGGUAGACCAAAAGACUGACCCGUCAGACGGCCAGACCGGGCUGGCCGAGCAGUGCGCAGGGGUGAGGAAGCGACCUGCGGCGGACGAUUCUUCUCCUCAAAACAAAAGAGCCAACAGAACAGAAGAGAACGUUUCAGACGGUUCCCCGAACGCUGCCGCCGCUGCUGUGGAGCAGACGCCCAAGAAGCCGGGCCUCCGAAGACGUCAGACGUAAAUUGCUCGAAUUAAGAAUGUUUCCUUGUUUAUGAGAUACAUCACGGCUUGAUGAAGCAAGGAAGAGAGACAUGAAAGAUUUUAAAUACAUAUCGCUGACUCCAUGGAAUGGACAUCCUGUAUAAGCACUGAAAAGCAACAACACAAUAACACUAAAAUGUUAGGCACUCUUAAAUCUGCCUCUAAAAGCAUCGGAUGUAGCAUUGUGCAAUUAGGUUUUUCCUUAUUUGCUUCAUUGUACUACCUGUGUACAUAGUUUUUACCUUUUAUGUAGCACAUAAACCUUGGGGAAAGGAGGGGAGGGCGGGGCCGAGGAAUUGGCAUGGGGGGUAUGGAGCAUUUGCUUCGAUUUAUCGCAAGGAGGAAAAUAUUUGACUUGCAUGGAGAGAAGCAAUUUGGGGGAAGGGUUUGAAUUGUUUUCUUUAAAGAUGUAAUGUCCCUUUCAGUAACAACUGAUAACUUCAUUUAAAAAAGCAUCAGAUUUAAAAAUCAUGAGAAUUUGAACAUUGGCUACAAACAGUUGCUGUUUAUUUUUGUAUGAAGUUUAUUCUCAUUUGGGAGCUCUGGUUAUUCUGUUAUAUAGCAGCAUUUUUUUUUUUUAAAGCAAAAAAAAAAAAAAACAAAAAAAAACCAAAAAACUUAUCAUUUUCUGUGCUCCUCCAAUCUCCUUCAAGUUAGAAUUUACCAGUUCAUUAUUCAGUAGUUCCAUUAUCAACCCCCAGAUAAUUCUGGGCAAAAAUGUGAGGUGUAUUGGGAGUUUUGAUGCUCAGAAUUCACCAUCUAUAUUUAUCAAGUUUCUUGGAAAAAUUUCUUAAUUUUUGUUUCACUCUGGGCUGUGGAGACACAGUUAAAAUCAUUCAAAAUCUCUGAAUAUUUUUAAGGAGCAGAAAAUAACUUCACAUAAAAAAUGAAUUUUUUUUUUUUUUUUUGCCCACACCAGAACUAAAAAUGAAAUCAUUUUUAAAGUUUCUUAUUCUUUUUGUAAUUUGCCCAAAGAAAGUUGGUGUUUUUAAAGAGAGGUGCAUGUAGAGAAAAACACACUUGGAAUAAGUCAAUGGAUACUACAUCUUUAAACAGUAUUUCUUCAUUUCCUGUGUAUGUGUAUGAAACAAAA